GUUUCAAUAAUGGCAGUGAUUUAGAAGGCAACAAGCUUAAAAUCCAAGCUAUCACCAACUCCUCUGCGUAUUCCGUACUCCCGGCUCUGCUCCUCCGACGGAGGUUUCGAGUUUCGCUCCUGAGAUUUCUCGACAAAGCAGGAGCAAUUUCGGAAGAGAGAGACGUUUAAAAUGGCAGACACUGUGGUGCCGCCAAGCCGAUCGAGGGACCUCGACAAGCUCCUCCUCAGGCCUGGAAAUCUCGUCGGACCCACCUUCGAACCUGGCCCCGGACUGAGGGAGGACCUUAAAGAGUACGUGAAAGUGUUGGUGGUAGGAGCUGGUGGAUUAGGGUGUGAGCUGCUAAAGGACUUGGCUUUGUCUGGUUUUCGGGAGCUCGAAGUUAUAGACAUGGACCGCAUUGAGGUCUCCAAUCUCAAUCGUCAAUUUCUCUUCAGACUCGAAGAUGUUGGUAAGCCAAAGGCUGAGGUAGCUGCAAAACGUGUCAUGGAAAGAGUUAGUGGUGUGAAUAUUGUGCCUCACUUUUGCCGUAUUGAAGACAAGGAGCUUGAUUUUUUUAGUAAUUUUAGUAUUAUUGCCCUUGGUCUCGAUUCUAUUGAGGCUCGAAGUUACAUUAAUGCUGUAGCAUGUGGCUUUCUAGAGUAUGAUACAGAUGAUAACCCACUAGAAGAAACAGUCAAACCUAUGGUAGAUGGUGGCACAGAAGGUUUUAAAGGCCACGCAAGGGUCAUUAUGCCAGGGGUCACACCGUGCUUUGAGUGUACCAUCUGGCUUUUCCCACCUCAAGUGAAGUUUCCUUUAUGCACCCUUGCAGAAACCCCUAGAACUGCUGCACAUUGUAUAGAAUAUGCCCACUUAAUUAAAUGGGAUGAGGCUCAUAGUGGGAAGGCUUUCGAUCCCGAUGACCCAAAGCAUAUGAAGUGGGUCUAUGAUGAGGCUGUCAAAAGGGCUGAGCUUUUUGGUAUUCCAGGAGUUACUUAUUCUCUUACUCAGGGUGUUGUGAAGAAUAUCAUACCGGCAAUUGCUUCCACCAAUGCAAUUAUUUCAGCUGCAUGUGCAAUGGAAACAUUAAAGAUUGCAUCUGGAUGCAGCAAAACUCUGUCAAACUACUUAACAUACAAUGGUGCGGAAGGUCUCCACACUAAAGUGACUGAAUUUGUGAAGGACAAGGACUGUCUUGCAUGUGGCCCGGGUGUUCUGGUUGAGCUAGAGUCUUCAGUAACAUUAGAGAAGUUCAUAAGUUUACUCGAGGAACAUCCAAAGCUGCAGUUGUCGAAGGCGAGCAUCACACAUCGAGGGAAGAACCUUUACAUGCAGGCACCUCCAGUACUUGAAGAAAUGACCAGAUCAAACCUAAGCCGACCACUUUUUGAACUGAUGGGUAAAAUUUCCAAGGAUGUUGUCCAUGCAACUGGUACAGUAAAAAAGAAUGACACAAAGACCUCCAGUCUAAGAAAAUUACGUGUUGUUUUCAAAGGAGUUGAUGGAGUUGCAGAUAUGGAUACAGCAGGUGGGGCAUAAUAUUUUUCCGUACCACUUCAGAUCUAAUUAGAAACCAAAACUUAUGAAGACUUUAAAGGCAUUGCACCCUAUAUGCUUGCUUAGGGCAGUCAGAGGGAUAGGGUAAGGUUGAAUUAGCUUUCUAUAUUUGUAAAUUUUAUUUUUCCCACAGAUUUUCUUUGAUUGCAUUAAACUGUAAAUUGAACACCAAGAGUUCAUUUUGCAGUUUAAGUUGAACUGGAUUAAAGAUACAGAAUUAGGUUAUGAAUUACCAUGAUUAGCAUUUUUGCUGACCCUCA
Messenger RNA from Humulus lupulus (European hop), 1799 nucleotides. RefSeq names its product NEDD8-activating enzyme E1 catalytic subunit. Gene Ontology annotation, molecular function: NEDD8 activating enzyme activity. The transcript is spliced from 9 exons. NCBI's taxonomy places the organism in Eukaryota, Viridiplantae, Streptophyta, Magnoliopsida, Rosales, Cannabaceae. Gene Ontology annotation, cellular component: cytoplasm; nucleus. The record is from RefSeq and is a predicted model, not a curated record. Gene Ontology annotation, biological process: protein neddylation. The coding region runs from base 172 to 1521 and encodes 449 amino acids.